Balaenoptera musculus (blue whale) is the source of this 268-nucleotide messenger RNA. Its product is annotated as 60S ribosomal protein L39-like. Gene Ontology annotation, cellular component: ribosome; cytosolic large ribosomal subunit. The transcript has a single exon. Lineage: Eukaryota; Metazoa; Chordata; Mammalia; Artiodactyla; Balaenopteridae. The record is from RefSeq and is a predicted model, not a curated record. The coding region runs from base 1 to 252 and encodes 83 amino acids. Gene Ontology annotation, biological process: translation. Gene Ontology annotation, molecular function: structural constituent of ribosome.
AUGUCUAGGGCUUCCCUGGUGGCACAGUGGUUAAGAAUCCGCCUGCCGCUCUUUUCUCAUCCCCCAUCCUAUGUGUGGUUGAAUUUGCUCCUCGCCAUGUCUUCUCACAAGACCUUCAGGAUCAAGCGAUUCCUGGCCAAGAAACAAAAGGAGAAUUGUCCCAUUCCCCAAUGGAUUCGAAUGAAAACUGGUAAUAAAAUCAGGUACAACUCCAAGAGAAGACAUUGGAGAAGAACCAAGCUGGGUCUAUAAGGAGCCUCACAUAUGA